Odontomachus brunneus is the source of this 14900-nucleotide messenger RNA. RefSeq lists its product as uncharacterized. Gene Ontology annotation, cellular component: cytoskeleton. The coding region runs from base 1237 to 9888 and encodes 2883 amino acids. Lineage: Eukaryota; Metazoa; Arthropoda; Insecta; Hymenoptera; Formicidae. The transcript has 20 exons. The record is from RefSeq and is a predicted model, not a curated record. Gene Ontology annotation, molecular function: protein binding.
GUCCGAGCGACCGAUCCGUCCUGAGAGCAACUCGCUCGUUCCAAAAGUGACGGGGUUUAAUGAAAUUCAUAGCGGCGCCGCGCGACAUAGCUCGCGAAACGUCGGAAUAUAUUUAAUUAAUUCUUUUAAGUGGCGAUAUUGCUGUUAACUUCGUCAGCGAUAGCGGCCCGCCGGUCGGUCGCUAAUUUAAUAGAGUUUAGCUGAACACUUGGUCGCGAUCGAGCGCUCGAUCGCGAUCAAUGAUCGUGAGCCACGUGGCUCGAUCGUUCCCAGCACGCGUUUAGCCGAGCGAGACGCCGAGGGAUGCGGUCAGGAACGGACGGGGGCGCAACAGUUGCGUGGGUGGAUGCGCACCCGAUGAGGGAAUGGAGCGAGGGGAUAGUGGAGCGGAGUCCGGAAGAGGGAUGAGAGGGCGAGCACACGUAGAAGGGGGCUGAAACCCGGCGGCCGUUGUGUGACGUGCCUCAGUAUUCAUCUAGCAUUCACGUCGCGAGCAACCCCAGUCCAGGCGGAAUUUCGCGAGCUGAGCCGUGGGAGAUCUCGGACGGACGCGAAAAUCGCGAUUAUCACCCGCAAUCGAAAUCGGAAUCAUCCAUCGACCGCAGACUCCCAGAAGCCGCCGCCGCCGCGCGCCUCCGCUCCUCGUAUCCUCGUUCUUUGAUUCACGUUGGGGAAGAGGCAAAGCUCGUCGUAGUGCAAUCAGUGGUGACAGACCGGUAUUGACAGACCGGUAUUGACAGACCAGUAUUGACAGAGAGAGAAUACUGAGAGAUGCGAAGAGCAGCGGUCUCUGAGUCGGUGCGCUGAGUUACACAACGUGGAAGCUCGUGAAAAGUCCCGCCGGAGUGAAGGAGAAGACAUCGAGUAGUCUGGUGUAAUGGUAUAAGGAGAGAGAAAGAGACAGAGCUACACAGACAGAUAAAUAGAUAGAGAGUGAGAGAGUGAGGAGGAGACAGAGAGAGAGAGAGAGAGAAGGGAAAAGAAGUGGUGGACAGAUCGGUGCGUAGGUGUGUACGCGUGUAAUGGUGAGGCAAGUUGCACGCGCACGAUGCAGCUGAUGACCUUGAACUCCCUGCUGAUGUUCGACCUCGUGUUCCUGUUUUUCCUGUUCCUCGUCGGGGUCUCCUGCCUCGUGUACUACCUGCCGGGUACUCGGGCGCAUACCUUCGCGCCGCACGAGAUCAUCACGGCGCGAACGCCGCCGCGCUAUGACGCACCGAUCGACAAUGUGUAAGAAUGCCGACGGACGGGACCGGGGGUCCAGGACUCGCGGUAGUGGCAGGGGAUGUCCUUGCUUUGCGAGGCACAGGACUCGCUGCUGCAGAAACUUGGGCUCUCCUCUGCCAGGCUGCCCAGGCCCUCCAGGACCUUUUUCUUUCAAAUGGAGGCGUAGUGGGUGGUUCGAGAACAGGCCCAGUGGUGACUCCGCAUACGCUGGAACUGACACCACGUGGUAGGGUUUUGCUGCAGCUUGCACCGCCGGAAACUGCUCGAGCGUACCUGCCGCCAGAAUAUCGACCCGGCCGCGUUUAUUCGGACACGGAUUCGGAAAAAAUGUGGAUGUAUUCAUUAGGACGGGCGUUAUUAGAUACAACUCCUAGAGUAGCGGCACUAAUGGGAACCGUUUCCGUUUCGCCCUCCUCCGCCCUGCAGUCGGUUUUGGCUGCCAUGACGGAACCUGAUCCUCGCAGACGUGCCUCUUUGAUGAAUCUACUCGACGUAAUAUCCGAGUAUUGCCGGACACGUCUACAAACGAAGCCCUUCACGCAUAUAGUGAUGGACAUGUAUCAGGAGGUUCUGGGAUCGCCGCAAUAUGCCGUGCGGACACGAGCAAUCUACUACCAGCUGAACACCCUGCACUCUACGCGGAAUAUCAUCGAUCAGUCCAAUCAUCAAAAAAUCUACGGCCAACAUUAUCAUCAUCGUCAUCAUCAUCAAGCACAACGGCGACAACAGGACCACGUUCAACCCGUAAAUGGUCAACCGCCGUCUUUUCAGCAUCAUCAGACUCGUCUCCUGCAACAUUCAUCGGCUGCUCAGUCACAUAAUCAACAACAAGACCCUGCUCAACACUCAGUCCAUCAAUUUCGUGCGCUUCAACAACAGCAAGAACACACGCAACAACAGCAGCAGCAACAACCGCCACCACCACUACCGCCGCCGAAAAAUCAUCGCCAUCAUCAUCAUCACAUGAAGGAAGCGCGCUUUCGCACGCAGUCACGCAACUCUCAGUCGCAUCCUAACUUGACGAGCCUGUGCGGGCCUGUGCAACAACAACAACAGCCACCGCAGCAGCAACAUCAUCAGGAGGCGACGCUGAGCGCGUGCCGGGUGCAGUUUCAGUCCCAACUGGACAUCCAAAACGGCAGCCGAUCGAUAGGACCGGCGGCGACCCACCAUCAACGCAGACACCAUCAUUCGAGGACGUACUCGCAGCCGGUCUACACACGACUCCAGCACACCAGAAGCAGCGGCAAUCUACCGACGACGACGAACGCGGCGAACGGCGGUAAUCCCGGCGGGGAUGUUUACAACGACCCGAUAUACGCCCUGCCGGUUAAGCCCUUCUUGAGCUCCCAGGACGUGCGAGUCAAUGGUCUGUCGGCGAAAACCCCCGCAGCAACCCGUCGCGGCGACGAUAUUUACGGCGGAUCAUCGUCGAUAAGCAGGCAUCCGUCGAACACCGGCUGCUCCCAGCCCGACGAGGCAUCGCAAACGAACGAGCGCCUUUGCGAGGACAUUUACGGGCGAGCGCCUUCGGGAAGGAUGUGCCUGCAGAGGCAACACUCGAACCCUCAGUUGCCGAGCAGAACGCAAGCUGACGAGGACUUCAAGCGGCUGUCGCAGCCGAGUGUCGCGACGACCGAGCCUCGAUGCACCGACGUCGUCGCGCGUAAAGAAGAACAGACGACACGACAACAAAAUCCAGUGUCUUCCAUGAGGCUCCGGGGAAUUCAAGGACCCCCGAAGCCACCUCGAAUUAUAACCACCCUGAGGAAAGCCGCACUCUCCGACUCGGAAUGUAACAGCCAAACGGAACCGCCAGCAAAACCCCCCAGAAUCAUAGUGCGAAAUGGACCGAGAGCUCGACGAGGAAAGGCAGUGCAAAGGGCACCAUCGCGACUUUACCGAACGGUGGGUGGGCCCAUGAGAUGUUUCAAUAAGGCGCAAUGUGUGGGCCCAGAAUUUGUGGUUCGCGCUAAUCAGCCCCCGAAGACAUUGUGUGUGGGUCAAGUUAAGGCGGGUAACUCUGGCCGAAUAGUCGUAAUAAUGCUGACAGGACAACGAGUGGAGGUAACCUGCGAUCCUCAAAAGGUCACCGCUGGCGAUUUAUUCCAGGCUAUUGUCCAAGCAGAGAGCCUCGACGAGAACUUCACUCUGGGUCUGGCCGUGCUACUGGCCGGGGAUUUCGCGAUGUUACCCCUGGACACGAAAUUGAAUAAGGUCGCGCCACCGGGAUGGCUGAGCAGCGGCAAGAGUAAAAGUCUUUUGGGUUUACCGACCAGUUUCAUGCUAUACCUGCGACUUCGAUUCUUCCUGCCUUCCUUACGCGGCAUCAGGAGCUGGAUAUCGAAGCAUCUAUUGUAUCUACAAAUAAGACGGUGCAUACUGGAGCAGCAGCUGGUAUGCCCCUACCCCGAAUUGAUCAAUCUAACGGGCCUCGCUCUUCAAGCCGAAUUCGGGAAUUACAAUGUUGACGAGCACGGAUGCGGGGAUUACUUCCUACUCGAGCACUACGUGCCAGAAUCCUUGAUAAUGAAUGCGGAUCGGCAUCAAUCGCAGCCGUGCGUCGAGGCGAAUGCCCUACGGGCGCAGCUACAUCGCGCUCACCACGACCGACGCGGCUUGGACUCCAACAAAGCCGAGGAGAUGUUCAUAACUCACGCGCAGUCUCUGCCGGAUUACGGCUCGCACUACUACAUCGCCACGGUGGACUCCAAGGAGCUGGAGAAGCUGAUGGCGCAGCAGAGGAAGAGCAAGACCAACAUCGACAAACGAGCCGGCAACGCGGCAUUGUCGCAGGACAGCACGAAGGACGCUUAUCGCUCGGAGAAAACGUCCGUCCCGAGGGAAAGUAGGAUAGGAAUCGCGCGAUUAGGCCCUCGUGAGAACGCUCCGAUGAUCCCCUAUACAGAAACUGGCGAUAUUUACGCCGGGCAGAAGUGCAAGUUGCACCGCGACGAGAUGUGCAAUAAGCACAACCAUGUGAUUAACAACAACAACAACAACAAUGUAAAUGGCAACAACAACAAGAACAGUAAGACUGGGAAGAGGAAGACGGAGAGUAACGUGUGGCUGGCGAUACACGCUCAAGGGUUGAAGCUACUGGAGAGAGGGGGUGAGCCGAGAGAGAGAACGGAACUGGCCCACUUUCCGUGGCGGGACGUGCAGACGCUGAGUUACAGCAAAAGCUGCCUGGUGGUGUACAGCAAACUGAACGGGAAGCGGUGCAAGUUCAAGCUACGGAUGGAUCAUCGAAAAAGUUACUUCGCUUUUAAGCUCACCUCCCUGCACCAUCAGUUCUUCCUCAGACUUCGCUCGGAGCUUACGUCGCUUCAGGGCCUCGCGAAAGAUUUUGGAGUGCCCCUGAUUACGGAAAGCAAGACUACACCGUCGAAGUCCAAGAUCGGCGAGGGCAAGACUAAAAUCACGAUUGCGAACACGGUCAUGGUGCAGCAAAGAAUGAACUAUCCGAUGCAAUUAGAGGAGUAUCAAAAUAAGGAGAACGAGAAUCCUCAGAAGGACGCCAAUGCACCUGCUGCGAAAGACGUCGGUCGUGAGCCCGGCUUUUACUCGCCCGAAGAAGACGUGCUUUACGCGCAGGUGAACGUGCGAUUGGAACCGGAGGGCGAGUCGCGAGACACCGAAGAAGAAUCGGAUAGGGGUCUGACUACACCGGAAAUCUUGUUGGACUCUAAAGAAACCAAAUCGGAACAUGGUAAAUUGUACGGAUGUACAGUGUUAGACAGUGAGGCUGAAACCGAAUGUACGUAUUCACUUCCAAAAGCCAUCUCGAACAACAUUAACCAGCUGGAUAAACCUAACAAUCCUGAGGAACUGUAUGCCGCCAUUAAUAAGGUUCGUCUGUCGGGAAAAAACGAGUUUUCUGCUCCGGAAGAAGUUUGGAAAGCGUCGGAUGUGAAGAAGACACUACAUAAGAUGAAGACAUCCAGUUUACCGAACUACGGCACGCCGAGGCAGUCGGGUGGUUUUCGCACACCCAGUUUACCACGUCGAUUGGGUGUGAAAAUGGGAACACGCGCGAUCUACAGCAGUUUGGCGCAAAAAGACACCGCGCUUACCGACGACAUGGAAUCACUAUCUGUGAAGUCCGAUACGGAAUCGUCCAUUCAAUCGCUAUCAGCACGAUCCGUAGAAUCACCCAUGCCAGAAGCAUACGUGUUGAAUGCCGAUAUACGAACCGAUGACGAAACAUUCCGAGUUCCUGAAGACGAAUCAAUGUCCGCGUCUCUAAUGGCUCGCUUAGAGGAGCUGUCAUUCGCCGAAGAACGCAUUUUGCACACGAUUAAUUUGGAACGAGGCCACGGUGGCAGCAUAGGGUUGCAAGUAACGGAAGGUAACGACGGUGGAGUUUACGUGCAAGCAGUCUCUGUCGGCGGAUCGGCCGAUAUGGCCGGGAACGUUAAUAAAGGUGACCGAAUUGUAGCGAUAAACAAACAGAAUCUGCUAAAUCUCCGCUACGAAGAUGCUCUGAAGAUGCUACAGAGCUCCUCCGAAACGAUCGAGUUGGUCCUCUCGAAAGCAGUUACCCGGAAGAACGCGGAAUCGAGGGAUGAACAGGAUCAAGCUCCUGCAGACAACAGUUACUUACAUGACAUCAGAUUCGACGUGUCGUCAGAGGCGGAGACAUCCAGCGUGACGAACAAAUGGAUCGUUCAGAAAACCACGGACGUAGCGUCGGUGCAGAACACCUCGAGCGCAUAUAGCAGCGCCGCGUCUAGCGCCAUGGGUAACCAUAAUGCGAACAGCCUGUACAUGACUGAUCUCGUUGACAAUAAUACGGUAAAAUCUGCCAAUAAUGGAAGCUCGACUGAACCACCCGUGCCACCGCGGCGUACGAAGCGCAAGAUCCAAACUGCACCGAUCGCAAUGUCGAUACCGAACAGUGCACCUGUGAGGGAAACCACGAGCGACACGAGACCUCAGCAAAAACGUCCGCCGUCUCUGCCGCCCCCGCCGGAGAAAUGUCGGCGGAACAAAUCUCGACCCACUGAAACCUGCCAGCCGCAAUGCGACACUGCGAGCUGUCCGACGGCCGAAAGUGUCGCGAGUGAAUACCACCAGCGCGACAGCCACAUCGACAUCGUGGCUGGCGUGAUCGAGGCGAAGUCCCCGAGAUCGCGCGACACGAUAUCCACGAGGGAGAAAUCGACGGGCGACGCAAACGAUGACCCAAUUCCGGGAUCAACCGCGACGUCGAGAGUGCCAUUCCUAUCCGUCGACGUCGCGUCUACGCGAAAGCCACUCGACAAAUACCCACCGCUCUUUUUCACGACGCGCGAUUUCCAGGACGUGAUGCCCGCCACGUGGAAGAGAGAAAACACCGCCGACGCGCCUUCCAACGCGGCUCCCGACGAGUCGCCGGAUCCGCGCGAGCAGGUGUCCUCGGCGACGUUUACGCUGGAUGACGGCGACGACAAUGACGACGAGGACGUCUGUUUUCGCGUGACAACGACAAAUCUGCCGUUCGAAAGGUGCCUCGAACGAUGGAAGAGCCCUUUCGACGACGAGUUCGCUAUGAGAUUCGAGGACUAUCGUUUCGAAGGCAAUACAGACGGAAACGCUCGGAUAAACGAUAGAAGACCGCUUGCUCAUGACAUUUCCGAUAGCAAUGAGGAUUCGGACUGUCGGCUCGGCGCGAAAGUACGAUUCGUGAUCGAACCGCCGAGCUCUGCCAUUCUCGAGUUCGACACGGACGUGAAGAGCGCUGUACAAUGCGGAAGUUCGCGAAACUGUAAGCCCAUCUUCGAGGAAGAGCCUGACAAUCGAAAAUGUAGCGUCACUUCUUCCCUUGAGCUCGCUGAAACCCGAGACGAACGCGUGGAUGGGACAGAUCGCGAGAAUAAUCCACAAGGAAAACCAUGCAGCCCGAGUACCGACGAAAGUAAUGUCGCUGUGAGAGAAAAUAGUCCUCCUACACCGGCGGACGCAAGGAAAACGGUCGAGUUAAGCCCGCGUUGCGACGAUGAGUAUAACAACGUUAAUCGCGAAGAAAUUCACAAAGAGGACUUUAAUUCGAUAUCGUGGAACAAACGAGUUAGCAGAGAGAACUACAGAGUCGGAGAGGAAAAAAUAAUGCCUCCGGAAACGGCCAUUAUGAGAGAGGGAAAUGCUGAAAAGCAAGCGGAUCAAAUGCUGGACGCUUCUUCUAAGAUUACAGGGAACACUUAUCGUGCGACGGCGAAGAGCUCGGCAACGGCCCGCGGGACUGAAGAAACGAAAAUAACGUUAAAGAAAGCAGAACGAAAAGAAGAAGUACCGUUAACAAAAGCAAACGAUGACAUCAGAGAGAAGCCCAUUGCCAAGAACGAGAAGCUCCUCAUUGAUGAGUCACCUCGGAAUGUUUUAAACCGCCUCGACGGCAAUAACAGAUAUCUAGAUGACUCCUGCGACGGGAGAAUCUUCGUCGACGAUCUCGCGAGAAGAGGAUCACUCGGAAGCGAGAAGACUCGGCGAUCACCCAUUGACGAGAAUAAAGAAACCAGCGGCUGCUGGAAUCCCGAAAAUAAUCGCGAGCAAAUCUCGCCGUCGGAUGGGAUCUUUGCAGAGAGCGUUUCCGUCAAAGUCAGACGAAAUUCCUUCCUAGAGACUAUGUUGACUGACUAUUCGACAGAUCACGCGAUCAUCGACUCUAUGAUACCGUCUUCAAGCACGGAUGAAGAAGUAAGCGUCCCGCAUGAACUGCGAAAUAAAACACGGGAAUGGAGCAUAGAGAUCGCAAGAGGCAGCGCACGCUCGCGGGGAUCGAAUGGCGUGACGAAAGUGGAUGUAGAGAAUCCAGACAUUUCAAAGAAUUCGAAAAAGACGAAAGGGAAGACCGCUGUGGUCUCAGUCGGCGACGUAAAGCUAACGCAAUCGGAGAAUAAGAGCGCCGGCGAAGCGAAGAACGACGUAUUGAACGAGUUGUUAUGCAACUUCAACAGCAUCAAAUUGAAAACAGUGAGCCCGGAGACGAAGGGGACCGCAAAAACGCAAACAGGCGACGACGAAAGUCUCGCUCUUCCUGUCGCAAUCGACAGAAUUGCUGACGGGAGGUUGGAUGCGGGUUUCCAAACGCGAGUGCGGGAAAGAUCCUGGGACGAAGCUCGUGGCGUUCUCAGCGCAAGGACGAUCUCCACCGAAGCGGAUGGCAAAGCAACGAUCGCCGGGGAAGUCGCGAAAGAAGAAGUUUCCGCAGAUACGCAGAUCAAAGGUCCGUCUCGGGAUCUCAAAGGUGACACUCGUGAUCCCAAAGGUGACACUCGUGAUCCAGCGUUUGGCGAGGAGAUCGCGAGAUGUAACACUACCGAGACGACGAGAUUGGAGGUGGCGUCCCGCGGCGUAGAAAUCGCGAGGGAUACCUGCACGAAGACGAAGCUCGACAAGGAGUCUCCGGGUGUCAAGUCGAACGAGAUCCGCGCGAAAGCGAGUACCGGUGACACAUCUGAAGGCGCAGAAGGCGCCAACUGGGAAGUCAGAUCGAGAAGAUCGCGAGACGUUUGCGCUCCCAAGACGAUACUUAAGAAACCAAACGCCGAGUGCGAGCGGCGGGCGAGCGAGUUUCAGAAGAGAAUUCCCAUCGGGGCGCCCACGACGAUGAACAAGAUUUUCGACAGCAGAGAACUCGAGGCGAUAACGUACACGUCGCGUGGGAGUAGCCUGGAGGGCGGCGAGGUGCGCGGAGGAGCGACUUCGAGGGUAACUCAUGGUCGCGGCGACGAGAAGAAGACUGACGAAGAAGUAAUCGCGGACGACGUGGCCGACGUCGAACGAAGGCUUGCGAGUCGGCCGGCAUUAGCGUUAGAGAAUAGUGGCGAUAAGUGUGCCAUAGCUAGGAAGAUCACUACUUCCGCAACCCCUUGUAAUAAUAAUGACAAUAACAGGGCCGUAACACCCGUAGCCGUAAGUAACGACCAAUCGCCCCGCGACGUUGUAACAAUAACCCCGGGGAAAGUUAGGAGCUUCGUUAAGUACUACGAGAUUCGGGGCGACGCGACCACCGAGAUACAUUCGAAAAUCAACGGUAGCGAGAGAGUAGCUAGACGCAAGUCCACGAGGAGUCCACCAGAGACAGCGCCGACCGUCGCCGCGAGGAGCUCGCAGCGACCGGAAGUGACGACAGCACGAAAAGAGACGGGGGAAGGCGAAAGCCUCCUUAGGUCGCACGGUGAGGUCGACCUUUUGACCUUUGUCACUUCAAGAGUCCCGGUAGACCUUCACAGCUUAUUGGCAGACGGUGAAACGACGCGAACAGAAUCGAUGGUGACGAAGGAGCGCGAGAGGAACGACGUAUCCGACAGGGAGACACGUGCGCAACACACCAGAGCUAGCGUGAAAAAGUCGGUACAGUUCCUAGGCGGGUUUACCGUGAUCCACUCGAGAAGUUUCGACGAGUCCGCGGGGACCGCCGCAGACUACCACGCGAGCUCAUCGAGAAAGAGGAGAGCACCCGGAAGACCGCCGUCGCGGGAUUCCGACGUUCGCCAGGGGCUUGUUCGUGAAAUCGCAAAGUCGGACAAAUUGCCGGAUACUGAGGAGAGUUCCUUCCAGCGACGGGAGGUCGCUGCUCAGGUACAUGCAGUAGCCGGUCACGAGGAGAAUUCAGGUAUUAAUCGCUUCGUUACAAAACCAGAGACCCCACAGCUCGUAUUUUAUUGUACUGUAUAAUAUGUAGUCUUUAUAAGCCGUCGUUGCUCCGAGUCUCGGUAAAUGUUGUGUCGAUACGAGUCCCUAUGAAUGUGUCUUUGAUUUUCGCCACCAACCGAAGAAUAGAUUUUACGAUGCUACUACGUAAAGGUCGCUAAAUAAUUUACGCUAAUAAUUAACGCCCGUUACAUAUUAUUCUUAUCAUUUUAUCUAUUAUCUUUACGUAUGUUUGAAUUCAGGUUUACGUUGAAGACAAAGUCCAGCUUCUUAUGUAAAAUACUAAUACGUGCCACUUUCCUUUAUUUUCUACAAUUUGCCACUAAACCUCUGGUCUUAUAACCCGUAACGUCAACCCGGCUUCAUGAUUCUAGCAGGAUAUUUCGCACGAUGAAUAAAUCGAUAACGGGUAAAAUUUUUCAAAUUAUGAAUUCCGCUUUUAUAAUACACGCGCGGUCUGAUAUUCUAAUUUUAAAAAUAACUCUGGCUGAAAUAUAAAAAUUUUAAAUGAAAUGAUUUUCUAGAAAACUCAAUUCCGCUUUGCUUUCGUACAAAAUGAUAAAGUCCCGAUUUAUCCGUCAAAAUUAUUCAUUCGACUACGUUUCGAUAAACCAGAUACGCCACGCACGGGAUUUAGUUCCAAUAAGCCGGUCGCGCGCGCGUCUCGAUAAAAGCGACGGGUGGAUUUGCAAUGACCAAAUUUUCCGUGGUGUGGUGUCCGAAAGGAUUCGAGGAACGCGGUGAAUCGCUCGGCAAACAGAUCGUUGGCUAUGAGGUCGAGUACUUUAACUCGCAAGCGCGAUCUAGAUACUCCCGACCGUGAAUAAAUUCCGUCGAUUUAUGAAAAGACGAUGGUUUAUUUUCCGCCAGGCAAUUGUCCGGCCUGUAACUCGUAAAAUACUUCAAUUCCCGACUCCCUCGGCACGUUACACUUCUUUUCUGUCGAUUUGACUUUGCGCAGUGGAACGGAGUUAUUUCCAGCACACGAUGCACAUGCAACUAGAAUUCUCGCGCGUAUAUAAAAUUACAAUUGAGGGUAACGGUCCUAAUUAUGGGUCAUUUAAGGUUAGAGCGACUUUCAAUUAUUUACAUGAAUUUCCCGAUCGAAUAUCAAAACGUUGAUGAUGGCAUCAUAAGCAACCGACAUAAUAGUUUUAAAACAAAAUUAUUAGUUAAAUUAGCUAAAUUAGUUUAUUCUAAAUUAUAAGAAAAUAAUUGGAAAUAUUUUUUCUUAUGCGCGAGUCUCAAUUAUGGGUCAGCAGAUAUUACGCGCCAAAUUACACGAUGUUCAAUUUUAUAUACUGUCUAUAUUGUUUUAUUUUAUAUAAAAUAAUGGUAAAGCACAAUCUGCUAGCAGUUUUAUGAAUCUAAAGAGUUGGCAAACUGAUAUCCUAGAUUUUUAUUCUAAAAUAUUAAAAAGGAAUCUUACAAUAUAAUCGUAGAAGUACUAAGGAAUAUUUAAAAAAUUUGUUCCAUGUGUUUUCAUAAUAUUAUUUUCAUUGUAUUCUUUUAAUACAUCAAUAAACCGAGCUUGACUCGAGAUUGGAACUGGAGCCCAUAACCGGGACUGUUAUCUUACACUUGCAGUUAUGUCUGUGUGAAAUUGAGCCGACACCAUAAAGAGGCUGUUGAGAGUAUCUUCGAGCGUCUCGUUUCGCGAGCGUUCGCGUCGCGCGAACACAUUUGCAUCGAAUAUUCAUGGUACUUUUUUAACCGGGGUGACGUGGAAACCAGACGUCAUCUUGCACGAGCGGUACGAGCGGUAUCAAAGUUAGAAUUGCGAGCACGCUACUUUUUAGAAUCUCAAAGUUAAAAGCUACUGCUUGCGCGCGUGCAGAAAGGUCGUCGGCGAGCUAGAAAAAUUCGCCUCGCGUAGUAUCUAUUCUUCCACUAGGCACUCCGUGUAUCGUUAGUUUUGUGCUCUGUGAAUACUUUAGACACGCAUCUCCGAGAGCGACAACUUCCAGCUCUGUUAUUGUCGAAAUCUUCCUUGCGAUUCCUUGGGUGAGAGGCUGUUUUUCGGUAGCAUGAUGAAUGGAGGAAAUUACUUGGUAAAUUGCUCGCAGCUAUAGGUGGGCGAUUUGCAGGUAGGCAGGUUUGCGACGAGAGAAAUGCACUUGUUGCGCCGUUUAUGUUGCACGCACCUGUCUAGGUGUGCUCGUUUAGGAUUACUUGGGCCGGCCCCGGGACCGGCUUCAGCUCUUGGGCCCUACCUGAUUUAGUACCUUCGCAAAUACGUAGCGCCGCAAAAGUACGUUUCGUUGGCAGACGUCGGCAUUGUGCGACGGGUCGUAUAUUUUGUUUUUCUAGUAGUUCGUAUGUUCUGUUCUUUUAGUGAGUAAAUGAGUGAGUGAGUGAGUGUAUGUGUGUGAGAGAGAAAGAGAGGCCUAUGUAUGUAUUAUAAUUUCUAUAGAACGAAUGUCUCUCUCGAGAAGUAGCACGUUUAACAGCGAGAUACAUGAGAGCGCGUGAUUAAACGCAAUUGACAGAAUGCUAUCUCGUCUUAUUGUGAUCCGUUUGUUUCUCCGUGUUGGCGUGAAUGCUUUACCGAAUAAAAACGCAUGUAAUAUCGUAAUACCGUGGCGCAAAAGCGUUCGUAGCGGAUGCGUGUAAUCCUCUUUUACUGAGUUCCUGUCCGACGCAGCUUACGCAAUAAGGGCACCGGGUGUCACAACGGAAGUACUUUUUACGAUGAUGGAGCGACACGUGAUAUAACCCCUCACCCCCUCCCCUCCCCCCGGAGAGAACGUGCAAUUCCGCGAUAAACGAGACGUAACGCGCCUGUAAUUACGUAACGGUACGUUCUGUUGACUCAUUGUAAGUAUUAUGAUUUAUCGGAGCGAGAGCGUAUAAUAUACCAUUGUGCGAGCCGAGAGCGACGCGAGUUUAGGCAGUUAGGUGCUGAAAAUGCUUGUUACACGAUUUAGUACUAUUAUACGCAUAUAUAUAUGUAUGUAUACUUGCUACGCGUAUUAUUACCAUAUACAACUAUAUGUACACAUCGUAAAUGUAAGUAUUAUUGCGCGGUAACGAUUUCUGUAAAAUGCUAUGCGAACAAACGCCCUCCUCCCCCUCCCCACCCCCUUCCCCCGUUGUGUGUAAUGUGUGUGCGUACGUUUUAUAACGUUACUCGUCACCAAUAGAUAGGUCUAUGUCGAAGUGCAGAUUUUGCGUAGAUGUAUCACGCGAGGGGAUCCGAUCGCGCGCGCACGUGGAGAAAGCGAGGCGGUAAAUUUCCCGAACGAGACUUCUCCUUCUCACCGUCGUUCGUGCACACACACGCCAUGAUGUCAUAUAAACGAUACAAAUUAAUUUUUGCUCAGAGAAAUGUAAUACCAAUGCAAGAGAGCCGUGGAUAUUAGCGCGAACGAUUAACCUCUAAAAAACGGAGGAAGUUUCUCUCGACAAAAUAUUCUCGAAAUUUGCAUACGAAAUUUUUCGGGAUCCCAAAUCUAUUGUUCUUUAACAAAUUUCAGAAUCAAGCAAACUACUUAAUCGUUGCUAAUCAAGCAACCUCGGUAGCCAAUCAGCCAAUUAGUCUUCCCUAUAUAAAAAUAAAGUCAUAAUGCAGGUUUUUGAAGUCGUUGAUCAUGAAUUAAAAUUAAAAAUUGCGGAUUCAAUGUGACGGUUCAAAAUUAGUAUUUUCGAUAUUCCGCUGAUAAUUUACGCUAAAAUAUGUAUACUCGUGUUCUCGAAGUUGCUAAUCACGAAUCCACGGUCAGAAUUACAAAAUUGCCACAUAUCAUCGAUUUCAAUCGUCAUAUUGGAUCUGCCGUUUUGGAUUUUGUAAUUCUGAUCUCAGAUUCGUGAUCAGCGACUCCGAAAAUCUGUAUGACUUCAUUCUUGUGUGCAAAAAUAUAAAAAUCGGCAAUGUUGAGUCGGUCAUUUGGAAUUUGGAAAUUCUGACCUCAGAAUCGCAAUUAGCAAUUCUGAAAAUCUUAUAUACAAGAAUUUUUAAUCCAAUUUGAUUGAUACAAAAACAUUUUGGUUUACAAAAACCAAAAUGAUGGUACCGCCCGUUCUUUAGGGGUUAAAUUGUGGGAGGAUAAUAUUGUCCGACAGUGUAAACGUAUGUUUAAAUAGGAAAUGCGCAAUUGGGGUUUUCAAGGAAGAAUUAAUUAAAAAAUAAUUGGAAUUCUUCUUUUCGAGAUUGAUUUAAUGUGGAAAGUUCAUCACGUGCGCGCGUUUACACUGUGUGAAACAAUAUUACCGUCAUAAUUUAAUCAAUCGCACUAUCAUCCAGCGCAUAGUUCCUAUUGGCUUUAUAUUUCUCUUAAUGUCAUUACACACAAAGCUUUUCGCAUAUAGCUUAGUAUUAAUUUUGAUGCAACCAUCGAAAAUCUCUUCAUAAUUACUUUAGUUUACAUCGACAACGCUCUCGAACGCCGAGGCGGUGCUAAGAGCCAUAUUAUUUCCGAUAAUCGAAUCCGAUAUAGCUUCACAAUGAAUCCUUUCCACCAGAAACGACAGAUUAAGAGAGAUUAAGAUUUAAAAAAUCCGCUGUGUACAUUCCCAGACGUGUCGGACGAAAGAAAUUAGGAGAUUCUCGUUCAGUAAUAACACGAAAAAGAGAGAGAAAAUAAAAUGCGAUCGUAUUGAAAAGCAAAUAAUGUAGAACAAUUUUAUCGCUCUUUUUCCCCCCUCAAUGCGUUUUUUCAGGCAAAGGACAUUUAAUGCUAUUUUAUAAUAUUUAGGAGAUGAUUUAUAAGUGACUGAGCCGCGUCAGUCGUGCCGAGCUUCACGCUUGGCUCUACGCGGCAAUGCAAUUUGUUGUCGCGCUAUGCAAUUUUACGUUCAUUCGGACAAAUAUAACUCCCGACAGUACACUGUACGUUUAUAUUUCCUCUAAAUGCCGAAUAAAUUAUUAUUUUUUAUGCUGUAUAACAGUUUCUCUCUUUCAUUCGUCCGGCCCUUUCGUAGAGCUGCCAUCGUUCGCUAUAUCAACAGAAAUGUAUUCUGCAAUCUCCAUUAUCUUUCCAAACUGUAAUAUUUAUGUUUGUUUUGUGCCAUUAAAAGUGUGCAUACUUUUGACUAAA